UCAAAAAAUUAAUAAAAUGACACCAAAAAAAAAAGUUAGAAGUAUUAGAUUGGAUAAAAUAUUUUUAGUUAAAAAGUUAAUCGAAAAACUUCCAGCUAAAAAAUUUGCAACUGCUAAAGAGAUAGUUCAAUAUUAUCUCUUUCUACGAAAGUCAAAGAGUGAAGCAAAACUAAGGUUCCUCGUAGGUUGUCCGAAUAAAAGUUCUUCUUUUAUACCUAAUUGUCCAGUUGAUCAGUCUGACUGCUGCAUACUGUCCAAACUAAUGGUUCCUUGGAUACUUGGUGGAUUUAGAGUGCUUACAAUACAAAAGUUAAGGAUUAAAAUUGAGAAAUUGUUGAAGGAAUGGAUGAAAUUAAAAGAUCAAAGAUACAGAACAAAUCCUGCUGAAAUAAAAAAAAGACAUUUAUUUGAAGAGCAAAUGAGUAAAGUAUUUUGGAUUGGAAAACAUCCUAAUGUUAUGUUUGAGGAAAUAUUAAAAGAUAAAAUGAGAAAAUUGAAAGACAAGGAAGAAGAUAUUGCUUUCUUAAAAGACCAACUGGAUGAAAGAAAAGGAAGUCUUGGAGGUAGAGAUAAAAGAUAUGAAUAUUCUGUAAUCAGAAGUAAAAGAAGCGCAGCAAAGUUCAGUAAAAAUCCGUCAGUAGAAUUAAAUAAGAAUGAUUCAGAUUAUCUAAGUUCUGCUAGUUAUACUAGCGAUGAAUUAGGUGAAGAAACAGAUAUUGACUUUGAUUUUAAUGAGCAUCCUAAUGAUCAAAAUUCUGUUCUGCUUCCUAAAAAUAUCCUUCAGUCAACCGCUCAUACAGCAGUGGGAGAAGGUAUAACACCCCAUCAACAUACAGCAUUGAUUAGUAGUGUUAUUGUUAUGUCUGGUGGUUCUGUAGCAAACUUUAAUUGUUCUAAAUCCACAUCUUAUAGAGCUGCGGAGAACAUAAUAUCUGCCAGGGCAAAAGAAAUAAGAGAAUACAUAAAAAACAUUGUAAUAUUAUCAGAUUCACUAAUGACUAUACACUUUGACGGAAAAAUAGUUAAUGAACUAACAGAGAGAAAGCAAUUUAAAAAAGAUAGAAUUGCAGUUUUGCAAAGAAUUGAUAAAAAAACAGAACUACUUGGCAUUCCUCCAAUAGAUUCUAGUUCAGGGGUUAAUCAAAAGCAAGCUAUAGUGGAAUUGAUGGAGUAUUUUGGAUUAAAAGAUAAGGUCAAAUGUCUCUGUUUCGACACAACUUCAGCAAAUACAGGAAGAUGGCAAGGUACUUGCAUGAAAUUAAUUCAACAAGUUCAACGUCCAUUGUUGUUGAUUGCAUGUCGACAUCAUGUAAUUGAACGACACAAAGCCCAUUUCUGGAAGAUUUACCCAAGCAGCGAAACUUCUGGUCCAGAAAACAAACUAUUUGAAGUUUUAAAACAAAACUGGAACAGUAUAGAUGCUGAAACUAAGGAACUGAAAAGAAUAAUAAUACCACCUGGAAAAUGGAUAUAUAAUCAAAAAUUAGCUGCUGUUCAGUUUUGUAAUAAUGUGAUCAGUUUGAAGAUCUUCAAAAAGGUGAUAUUCUUAUUUUUAUUAAUUUGAUUCCUAUUCUAACUUUCUAACUUUUAAAA
Messenger RNA from Hydra vulgaris (swiftwater hydra), 1593 nucleotides. RefSeq lists its product as uncharacterized. The record is from RefSeq and is a predicted model, not a curated record. Lineage: Eukaryota; Metazoa; Cnidaria; Hydrozoa; Anthoathecata; Hydridae.